Messenger RNA from Cylicocyclus nassatus, 3524 nucleotides. Lineage: Eukaryota; Metazoa; Nematoda; Chromadorea; Rhabditida; Strongylidae. The record is from the annotation of a GenBank genome assembly.
AUGACAUCAAUGUCUGUGCAAUUGUCUGCCCAAAAUAUCGCAUGUCGCUUGAUGACCGAAGACGGGGAGCACAGUCGAAGUCCAGACGAGUGUGCUCAAGCCGGCCUUUGGGAAGUUGAGCCAUUAUACUACAGUAUCCCGGGUCGCUCGGAUCGUAGUCGCCGCGGCAAGGCUUACCGCAAAAGAUCAGAUGGCGAAAUUUGUUGUUUCGAAGCUCAUGAUGGUAUUAUUUACAAACCGGGUGAUAAUGUUUACAUUGAGACAACAUCUGCCGAUCCAUAUAUAGUUGGAUCAAUAACCUUGUUCAAAAUGACAAAAAGGGACAUGCUAUCGGUGAAAAUAUCACGAUUUUAUCGACCAGAAGAUGUGCCGGAAAUUUCCCUCAGUCUCAUUGCUCAAGAGCGAAUGGAAAUGGAUUUUGCAGAGGAACCUAGCCCAGAAGCACUCUCUCGAGAGCUGUUCACCUCUGACACAACCACAUUUCAUUCCAUUGCUAGCCUAAGGGGCAAGUGUGAAAUUGCAUUCGUAAAAGAUAUUCGAAGUCUUGGAGAGUGCGAUCUUACAAAGGAGAAUACCUUCUUCUCUUGUCUAUCAUACAAUCAAGAAUCAUCAAGGCUGGCGUCUGUUCAAGGAGAAAUACGUGUUGGUGCCUCGUAUCAGGCGAGAUUGCCUGCCGAGGCUACCUGUUCGGUGGCAGAUGAACCCGAUCGUGAUGAGCUAUUGUACAGGCCCGGUAUGAUUGAUCCCGGUACCGAGGACAAAUACAUCAAAUUGGCACGAAGUUUUCGUAUGUUUGCUAUGAUGGAGACAAGAAUGUUGGACACUGAAAAGCAUUCUCGAGUGAGCGAUCUGCUUUUUGACGACGCUCUCACCACGUUGCAUCGCUGCGGAUACAAAUUCGAUGAGGCACUCAAGGAAAUGAAUGCAAAUGAUAAAUUGCUCUCCGCGGAUGCGAACUUCAUGACCGUUGAGGAUACGAAGAAGUUUUGCAAGGGAAUAAAGACUAUCGGCAAAAACUUUGUGCGAAUUAGUCGUGAAUUGCUGCCUCUUCAUAGUCGGGAUCAACUGGUUGGUUUCUAUUAUCUAUGGAAGAAAACUUCUGAUGCCGUGAAGCCGAAACCACUUUCACGACAGCGAAAUCAAGUAGCAUGCAUAAAGAGAAAUUCAAAAAAUUCACAGAGCAAGACGUCACGACCUGCUUCUACUGAAUUGCUGGAUUAUGCAUCGGCAAGCGAGGGCGAAAUGGAGGGAUUGGAAUCUGAAAAAGCAUCGCAAUAUGCCUGCCAUCAUUGCUAUGGCUCCAAGAGUCGCGACUGGCAUCAUGCAGGAAGAGAUGGUCUGCUGCUAUGCACUGAUUGUCGGCUUUUCUAUAAGAAAUACGGUCAACUACGUCCCGUCGAUCGGCCGUCAACUGUGCCUCCGUGUCUCUUCAAACGCAGCCCAUCCAGCGGAGAUAUCGAUGAGGACAGUGGAGUGAGAACUAGAGCUGGGAAGAAGGAACGACGAAGGACUCCUUCAAUGGGCGAAGAGCGUCGCAGCCCGAGCCAGGCGGCAUCCGUGCAUGAAUUCGACCUCGACAAAGUGCCAGUGAGCAAAACAAAGAAUGGAAAGAGGAAACGCGCGAAUCAUCUGCAUCAUCACAAUGGUCUUCCCAACAACAACAACUCGAAGAAGAAGAGGGAAGAUGUUGAUGAAGACAGUAGUAGUGGAAAAGAGGAGGCACCCGCCGAGGAAAAACCAGCACCGGCAACAAAUGUCAAGAAAGAAGAGGAUGUUGUCGAGCAAACAAAUCCGCUGGACGCAAAUGUUCAUGAAGAACCGCCGCAACCGACUGUCAACAACGAGGCAACUUCGGAGUUGAAGAAAGAGUUGGAGUCCGGAAAACCGCUAGAGAAAUUAGAGCAAGUUGCGAAAAUGGUUGAGGAGAUUAAACCUGAGAAUACUGGAGCGGAGGAACCCAAGAAAGAGGAGAAGUUAUUCGAUGACAUAGAUUCGGAUGAGAACGAUGAGAAUGUGGCAAAUGUUAUCAGUGAUGACAACACUUGGAAACAUGGCGACCAGGAGGCGUGCACAUCAAAAAAUGCGAUAUUUGUGCAGUCAAUCGUGCGGCCUUGCGGCCAGAUGUGUGCGAGAACUGAUUUGUCAUAUCGUAUGCCAAGCGAUUGUGAAUGGGCGAAACGAAAACGCGAGAAGAAGGAAAAGGCUGCCGCUGUUGCGGCUGCCGCUGCUCAACAGCAGCCGCACACACCAACUCAACCGAAAAAGCCUGACUUCAAUGGAGUGAUCCCUGGAGGCCUUGCUGAUUUGUCGCGUAUGGCAGCCAUGAACGGACAGAUGCAUAUGUUUUCUGGUAUGGAUCCGAUGACAGUAGCAAUGAUGCAGCAAAUGCAGCAAGCACAACUGAUGGAAGCCCAGCAACAUGCUGCAGCUCAACAACAGCAUAUGAUGAAACUGGAGAUGCAGCGUCAACUAGCAGCUGCUGGCCGCAUACCAAUGAUGCCGUUCAUGGACCAGCGAAUGGCAGCAGCCGCCGCCGCCAGCGGCCUCUCUUUUAUGCCGACUCAACAGCCUACUGAUAUGCAACGAUUCCAAAUGGAAAUGAUGCAGGCGCAGCAGAUGGCUGGCGCCAUGGGUAACGCGAUGGGCCCUCCACAGGGCUUGGCCAGCCCUGAACUGCAGGCGCUCAUGAUGCAAAUGAUGAUGGCCAAUCAAAUGAACAUGCCUCAAAUGGCGCCACCCUCGUUACAAGCCCCGAACGCAAUGUCUGCCGGCCUUCCUCCCAAUCUGGGACUUCACCCUGCCUUAAUCCCUUCCUCGCAGGCCAACGGCCUCAUGGCCAGCUCGGACAUGAUGCGAAGGCUGCAGCAGGAAGGUUUUCCCAUGCGCCCGCAAUAAUCUCAAUUCUCCAUAGUUGCUGCUUCUCUCAGUCACAUUGUCUUUCCUGCUUCGGGUGCAGAGCCCGGCGAGAUACUCACUCGUAUGUAAAUAUGAACCUCCGCCAAACUCAGGUUACCGAGUGCCUUGCGCUCUUGAUUUUGUGUUUGAAUGUUUUGUGUUGUUCUUCUCCCGGCGGUACCGACCGUCCGCGUGCAAAACCGGUUACUCACCGCGAGUUCCUUUAUCCGAAUGGAUGCGGUACGAUUUCUUGUCUCUGAGAACUUAUCUCUUGUGUUCGCAUCUGUGUGUUGAAAUGUUUGACAUGCAUAUUUUCCUUCCACAUAGUUUAAUCCAAAGUGAUUUCAAAAUAAUCUAGCAACAGUUGUUAUAAUCAUUGAAAAAACGGUGCAUGAUCCUUACUUUUCUCAUCACAUGGAAUUUGCUUUGAAAAUAAUAUGGAAAAUUGUGUUAUCAUUUUCAUGAUCAUGUAGAUGGGUAUUGUGCUCCAGAUCAGUCUCUUAUGAUUGCAUCUCCGCGUAGCUGUAUUAUUUACGCUUCUUGUGAUAGUUCUGAAUUGAAUGUUCCAAUAAUGGUCAAAGACGAGUUGUUAUGAUGCCCGAGAUAAUAAAAUUAUUACUAUGCCACAA